AGCCUGGGACUGGGUGUGCGCUGGGAGCGCGCGUGGGAGCGUCCCGCACUCCGCGGGUCCGGCCCUGGGGCACUUGGGAAGGAAGGGGCUCUAGCUGCGGUAAUAAGAGGAAGCAAGGGAAACCCUCUCAAAGUGACGUCCCAAACAGGUCCUGAUUUCGAAUUCGAAGCUAAAGACUGCUAGAAAUUGGGCCUCCUUCGCACACCCCUCUCCGCCCCCACCCCAAAGCCCCGGCGGUUUGCUGGCUGCUUGCUUCCCCGCCCCUAGCUCGGAGGUCGCGGGCCGGCGGGCGCUCCGUCGGCCGCGGCUUCCUCCUCGAAACCCGCCCGCGCGCAUGAGGCCACUGCCCCCGCCACAGGCGCUGGCGCCCCCCUCGCGGUGCCCGUGGUGAUGCCAUGCCCCGCCACCACGCGGGAGGAGAGGAGGGCGGCGCCGCCGGGCUCUGGGUGAAGAGCGGCGCGGCGGCGGCGGCGGCGGCGGCGGCGGGCGGGGGGCGCCUGGGCAGCGGCAUGAAGGAUGUGGAGUCGGGCCGGGGCAGGGUGCUGCUGAACUCAGCCGCCGCCAGGGGCGACGGCCUGCUGCUGCUGGGCACCCGCGCGGCCGCGCUCGGCGGCGGCGGCGGCGGCAGCGGCGGCGGCCUGAGGGAGAGCCGCCGGGGCAAGCAGGGGGCCCGGAUGAGCCUACUGGGGAAGCCGCUCUCGUACACCAGUAGCCAGAGCUGCCGGCGCAACGUGAAGUACCGGCGGGUGCAGAACUAUCUGUACAACGUGCUGGAGAGACCCCGCGGCUGGGCGUUCAUCUACCACGCGUUCGUUUUUCUCCUUGUCUUUGGUUGCUUGAUUUUGUCAGUGUUUUCCACCAUCCCUGAGCACACAAAAUUGGCCUCAAGUUGCCUCUUGAUUCUGGAGUUCGUGAUGAUUGUCGUCUUUGGUUUGGAGUUCAUCAUUCGAAUCUGGUCUGCAGGUUGCUGUUGUCGGUAUAGAGGAUGGCAAGGAAGACUGAGAUUUGCCCGAAAGCCCUUCUGUGUUAUAGAUACCAUUGUUCUUAUCGCUUCGAUAGCAGUGGUUUCUGCAAAAACUCAGGGUAAUAUUUUCGCCACGUCCGCACUCAGAAGUCUCCGUUUCCUACAGAUCCUCCGUAUGGUGCGCAUGGACCGAAGGGGAGGCACUUGGAAAUUGCUAGGUUCGGUGGUUUAUGCUCACAGCAAGGAAUUAAUCACGGCUUGGUACAUAGGAUUUUUGGUUCUUAUUUUUUCAUCUUUCCUUGUCUAUCUUGUGGAAAAGGAUGCCAAUAAAGAGUUUUCUACAUAUGCAGAUGCUCUCUGGUGGGGCACAAUUACAUUGACAACGAUUGGCUAUGGAGACAAAACUCCCCUAACUUGGCUGGGAAGAUUGCUUUCUGCAGGCUUUGCACUCCUUGGCAUUUCUUUCUUUGCACUUCCUGCCGGCAUUCUUGGCUCGGGUUUUGCAUUAAAAGUACAAGAACAGCACCGCCAGAAACACUUUGAGAAAAGAAGGAACCCAGCUGCCAACCUCAUUCAGUGCGUUUGGCGUAGUUAUGCAGCUGAUGAGAAAUCUGUUUCCAUUGCAACCUGGAAGCCACACUUGAAGGCCUUGCACACCUGCAGCCCCACCAAUCAGAAGCUAAGUUUUAAGGAGCGAGUACGCAUGGCUAGCCCAAGGGGCCAGAGUAUUAAGAGCAGACAAGCCUCAGUAGGUGACAGGAGGUCCCCGAGCACCGACAUCACAGCCGAGGGCAGCCCCACCAAAGUGCAGAAAAGCUGGAGCUUCAACGACCGAACCCGCUUCCGGCCCUCGCUGCGCCUCAAAAGUUCUCAGCCUAAACCAGUGAUAGACGCUGACACAGCGCUUGGCACUGAUGAUGUAUAUGAUGAAAAGGGCUGCCAGUGUGACGUAUCAGUAGAAGACCUCACCCCACCGCUUAAAACUGUCAUUCGAGCUAUCAGGAUUAUGAAAUUUCAUGUUGCAAAACGGAAGUUUAAGGAAACAUUACGCCCAUAUGAUGUAAAAGAUGUCAUUGAACAAUAUUCUGCUGGUCAUCUAGACAUGUUGUGUAGAAUUAAAAGUCUCCAAACACGUGUUGACCAAAUUCUUGGAAAAGGGCAAAUCACAUCGGAUAAAAAGAGCCGAGAGAAAAUAACAGCAGAACAUGAGACCACUGAUGAUCUCAGUAUGCUCGGCCGUGUGGUCAAGGUUGAAAAACAGGUGCAGUCCAUCGAGUCCAAGCUAGACUGCCUACUAGACAUAUAUCAACAGGUCCUCCGGAAAGGCUCUGCCUCUGCCCUCACUUUGGCCUCAUUCCAGAUCCCACCUUUUGAAUGUGAACAGACAUCUGACUAUCAGAGCCCUGUGGAUAGCAAAGACCUGUCCAGUUCCGCACAGAACAGUGGCUGCUUAUCCAGAUCAGCUAGUGCCAACAUCUCUCGAGGCCUGCAGUUCAUUCUGACGCCAAAUGAGUUCAGCGCUCAGACUUUCUAUGCGCUUAGCCCUACUAUGCACAGUCAAGCAACACAGGUGCCAAUGAGUCAAAGUGAUGGCUCUGCAGUGGCAGCCGCCAACAACAUUGCAAACCAAAUAAAUGUGGCACCCAAGCCAGCAGCCCCAACAACUUUACAGAUCCCGCCUCCUCUCCCAGCCAUCAAGCAUCUACCCAGGCCAGAAACCCUGCACCCAAACCCCGCAGGCUUACAGGAAAGCAUUUCUGAUGUCACCACCUGCCUUGUUGCCUCCAAGGAAAAUGUUCAGGUUGCACAGUCAAAUCUGACCAAGGACCGUUCUCUAAGGAAAAGCUUUGAUAUGGGAGGAGAAACUCUGUUAUCUGUCCACCCCGUGGUGCCCAAGGACUUGGGCAAAUCCCUGUCAGUGCAAAACCUGAUCAGGUCAACGGAGGAACUGAAUAUACAGCUUUCUGGAAGUGAGUCAAGUGGCUCCAGAGGCAGCCAGGAUUUUUACCCCAAAUGGAGGGAAUCCAAAUUGUUUAUAACUGAUGAAGAGGUGGGUCCUGAAGAGACUGAGACAGACACGUUUGACGCUGUGCCGCAGCCUGCCAGGGAAACUGCUUUUGCGUCAGACUCUCUAAGGACUGGAAGGUCACGAUCAUCUCAGAGCAUUUGUAAGGCAGGAGAAAGUACAGAAGCCCUCAGCUUGCCUCAUGUCAAACUGAAAUAAGUUCUUCAUUUUCCUUCUAGCAUAGCAGUUCCUUUAGCCAGACAUAUCAUUGCAUGAACUAUUUCGAAAGCCCUUCUAAAAAGUUGAAAUUGCAAGAAUCAGGAAGAACACGAAAGAAAGUUUAUAAGCCCGUUAUCUUUUAAUUGCAUGAAAAUGCAUGUUAGGGAUGGCUGAAAUUCCAAGGUACAUCAACAUUAACCCACUCAUUUAGUAAUGUACCUUGAGUUAAAAAUCCUGAGAAACCAAACACUGCUAAUGCUUUGGGGUGUGUGAAAAUGUCAAGAUUAGGUCAUUUAGAAGAUUUGACUCUGUGUUUUGAAAUUAUGGGAGUAAACAACUUCAAAUUUCAGGCGUUUCUGCUUUGUGGUUAAAUACAAAAUACAUUUUCAAAAUUAGGCCAUAAUGUAUAUGUAAACACAAUGGCUACCAUCAACCGCUGCUAACAAGGUAUCAAGGAAAGCAGAACUUGGGAAUAAUAAUAGAAACGGCUGCUUAUUUCAAGAUAUAUUUACCAACCCAUUCCUAUCCAGUCAUUUUAUUAUUAAUGUAAUUUGAAUGUCAAUCUGUGUGCUUUUGGUGAUUUAACGCUGUGGCAAGCAAUUUUGCACAUCAUUUUCAUGUUGUUCUUUAGGACGAGAAUGUUCUUCAGUUAGAAAGUGUGCAAAUAAUGAAAUUCAGGGCCAGUGGGGCAAAUAGACUAUUUGAUACAUGUGAGUUCAUGGGAAGGUAUUCCUCGAUGGCUAAAUCACCUUUAUAAGUGGUCGACUUCUACACAAGCGAAUACAAUACGGAUGAGUAGAAGGACCAGUGCGGCUGGGCUGAUCUCUCUGCAAUGGCGCCAUCCCCGGCUUGCUGUAGUGUCAGAAACCAUUCCCGCCGAAUUGACAGGCAGGAUCCUGGGGAAUUAGACAUUGGAGUGAGACUGAAACGGGAAAGGCUUGAAAAGAAUCCAGACACAACACCAGGAAGUGGGUGAAGUUAAUGAAAAUAGCCUCACCCUCAGAGGGUAAAGAGAGGGAGAAAAACAAACCAAAAUAGAAGAACUUGAUCUUUUUAGAAAAUGAAUAUUACUAGGGAAUCUCAACUACCUAAACAUCCCUUCGUCUUAUAUAUAAACAGAGAAUUUUGCAAGGUAUUUAUUUUUUAAUACGCCCUGAAUGUUUUUUGCUAUUAUGUAAUACAUUUUGCAUACGGAAGGCUAUAACUAAACUUCCUUUACUUUUUAUACUGUAGCAAACAUUUUCUAUUCUCCCCCAAGAAUGUUGCCCCAAAUCUAUAAUUAUUGGUUCCGUUUCUGGUAUAUACAGUUACAGUUAGAAGCCAGGUACUCCUGGCUGGGUCUGCAAAUCAAAACACUUAAUCAUAUAGCCGCAGCAGCAAGGACCCAAGGGAAACAAAGUGAAAGAUGCAUUUACCAGAAAAGCAAGCCACGCUGACUGCUUGUUGGAAACCUCUCUAGCUGUCUCAGAACUUCAGCCAAGGUAAUGGCAUUAAAAAAAGCAAGGAGAAGCCAGAAAGCACUUCAGUUCAGUUAAACUCCAGCCACAGAAGGACUUAUGAAAGGAAGAAUUUUUUUCCUUGGCAGAUAAUGCUCCUCCAAAAAACUUUCAUCAGCCAGGAAGACAAAGCAGGGAUAGCAACUGGCUGUGCAAAGGCAGGAGGAGGCCCUGAAAUCCACCAGUCCUUCCCAACUGUCUCCCCCAACUGGCUUUCUCCACCCCUGACUCUCCUACUCUUCCUCUCCAAUAACUUAUCAAUUCCCUGCCACUCUUUUGCUCCUGAACUUCACCAGGCCUUACCCAGUCUCCAUCCCCAAGUAAGCGACUUCUCUGCUCUUCCUCAAAUAGGCUUCUCAACCUUUUAAAACCCUUGCCCCUUUUGAUAAGCACUGAAAUUUUAAAAGCUUUCUCUUCUCAACCCACCUGGAUUCUAGCAUCCUCCCCUGGAGUGUAUCAUUCAGAAUCUUCUUGGCUGCUGGAGACACACAGAAGUUAGGGUCUCAAUUCUACACUCCAGUUAAAAAAGAUUUUAUCAAGCUUUUAAAGCAAUUAUUUUCAUUUUUGAAGCACAGAAUUUUAGUAAAUUAUUAAAUGAAGUUUUUCACCUACUAUGUCUCUCCUCAACCUGAAGUUGCGACACACUCUCCCAAAGAGGUUGGACACACACGCGCGCACGCACACACACACACAC
Molecule: messenger RNA, 5378 nt
Organism: Panthera uncia (snow leopard)
Lineage: Eukaryota; Metazoa; Chordata; Mammalia; Carnivora; Felidae
Gene: KCNQ5
Product: potassium voltage-gated channel subfamily Q member 5
Exons: 13
Coding region: 396-3188 (930 amino acids)
Biological process (GO): transmembrane transport; potassium ion transport
Cellular component (GO): membrane
Molecular function (GO): voltage-gated potassium channel activity
Source: RefSeq, a predicted model, not a curated record